AAUCACUAAGGUCCCUUCAAACUCUAAAUCCCAUGAAUCUGUUUUGUUUUUUUUUCUUUCAAAAACUAAAUAGUCUCUAUACACACUAUUUUCCAUCUCUGCUGGCAGGUUUAAGGAAAAGAAUUGAUGAAUUUUAGAUAAUGGAGAAGCCUCCAACUAUUGUCAAUUCUCCAGAGUCUACAUCAGAUGCCCAUAUCCAGGUGAAUGGGUCCUUCUUGAAAUCACCUUCAACAGAAGAUGUUUCAGUCUAUGUUUCUCUGCUUAUCUCCAUAUUGGGAACAACUGGCAAUGGACUUGUCAUCUGGUAUCUCAUCUUCUACUUCAAGAAGAACUCUUUUAUUGUCUACAUCCUCCACCUCUCAAUGGCUGACUUAACUUUCCUACUUUGUACUUCUACCAAUACUAUAGUUCACAUGAUUUAUUCCAAGAAUCACUCAAUCAGGCUACAAUUAUUUGACUUCAUCUUCUGCGAGCUGAUUCUGUUUGGCUACAAUACUGGCCUCUACCUCCUGACAGCCAUCAGCGUGGAGAGAUGUCUGUCAGUUCUUUACCCUAUUUGGUAUCAAUGCCAGCGCCCAAAGCACCAAUCUGCAGUGGUCUGCACCUUGCUGUGGGCACUCUCCAUUUUUGUGACCUGGUUAGAAGGCUUUUUCUGUUUUCAGGAUACAUUUCCCAGAUUCCCCUUUAGACCCUGUGCUGUUGUGAAAGUAUUUUUGCUUAUCUUGAACUUUCUUGUGUUUGCCCCUCUCAUGGUCUUCUCAAGCUUGACCCUCUUCAUCAAGGUCAUCUGCAACCUGAAGCACCGCCAGCCGACCAAGCUUUACAUCAUCAUCAUCACUACAGUCAUUCUGUUUCUCGUCUUUGCCAUGCCUUUGAGAGUCUUGCUGAUGUUAUUUGAUUUUCAGGAUGAAAACUAUGAAUUCCUAUCGCUGUUAUUUACAUAUUUGAAUCUGUUAUCUUGUAUUAAUAGUACCAUCAACCCAAUUGUCUAUUUGGUGGUUGGUCGGUUUAGGGGGCAAAAAUCCAAGAAGACCUUGAGAGAUACACUGCAAAGGGUUUUUGAGGAUAAGUUCUGUUCCUCUGAGAGAGAGAAGGCAGCACUCUAAUUUCAGUGCUAUUCAAUGGGGCAGCCUUAAAGGAGCAAGCAGCUCAGAAAAUAAUUACAAGAGUGAUUUGCCUUAAGCAUAGAUAUGACCAUGUCACUCCAAUAGUUCUGUUGCAUCUAUGGUCAUAAAAACACAAACUCCACUGUUUUGCUUUUAAAACUCUUUCCAAAUUUAUUACCUAGUAUUCUUUUUCCACAUGUGGAUAGAUUGCCAGAUCAGCAGUCGUCAGAAAGGAGUUAUGAGUUCAAAUGUAGCCUCAGACUCUUACAAGCUAUGUGACUUUGGGCAGGUCACUUAACCCUGUUUGCCUCAGUUUCUCAUCUAUAAAAUGAGUGGGAGAAUGAAAGGCAAACCCUGUAUUAACUUUUCCAAGGAAACCUCAAAUAGGAUUAGAGUCAGACAUGACUCAAGAGGACUGAAGAAUUCCCUGAAUUUUGUGAUCCAACUUAAACUUGUCCCUCACAUAGGACCUUUUACCACACAUCUCCUAUUUCUGAUAUGUAUUCCUUUGCCUCAUAGGAUCCCUUUCUUUC
Molecule: messenger RNA, 1639 nt
Organism: Sarcophilus harrisii (Tasmanian devil)
Lineage: Eukaryota; Metazoa; Chordata; Mammalia; Dasyuromorphia; Dasyuridae
Product: mas-related G-protein coupled receptor member H-like
Exons: 1
Coding region: 141-1106 (321 amino acids)
Biological process (GO): G protein-coupled receptor signaling pathway
Cellular component (GO): membrane
Molecular function (GO): angiotensin receptor activity
Source: RefSeq, a predicted model, not a curated record